Molecule: messenger RNA, 1290 nt
Organism: Passer domesticus (house sparrow)
Lineage: Eukaryota; Metazoa; Chordata; Aves; Passeriformes; Passeridae
Exons: 4
Coding region: 16-972 (318 amino acids)
Biological process (GO): N-acylphosphatidylethanolamine metabolic process
Cellular component (GO): cytoplasm
Molecular function (GO): glycerophospholipid phospholipase A1 activity; A2-type glycerophospholipase activity
Source: RefSeq, a predicted model, not a curated record
GUUUCCUGCUGAGGGAUGCCCGCUCGGCCGAGCGGGACCAGAGUCGCUCCGCGGCUGGAGGGGCUCGAGGAGGUGCGGAAGGCCCGGGGAAAGUGCCAAUGGCACCUCCUCCUCGGGGACAGGAUCGGAUUUUCCACUAAAACCAGCGGUUUUCGCAACAAUCUCGGGAGCGGAGCGUCCGGAUGGGAGGGGCGGUGGGAGGGAGAAGGCGGGGGCGGUGGGACGGGACGAGAUGGGAGAGGAGACGGACGGAGCCGCUCUCGGUCAGCGUCGCCCGUGAGCCCGACAGCAAGCGCCAUCUUCAUCCUAUUUAUAGCGGGAGCAGCGGGCCGGGAUCCCGGCCCCGGCAGCAGCGGGCCAGGCGCUGAGCUGCCCCUGCACAGCCCUCGCCUCCCCGCUGCGCUCUGCCCUGCGCUCAGCCAGCCCGGCGGAGCCCGCACGGCCCCACCCAACCACCCCGAGAUGGCACAAGGCGGGCGCGACCCCCGGCCCGGGGACCUGAUCGAGAUCGACCGGCCAGGUUACAAACACUGGGCGAUCUACGUGGGGGAUGGAUAUGUCAUCAACGUCACACCUGUAGAUGAAGGAGCCCCAUCUCUGUCAGUGAGCACCACAUCAAUAUUCACCAGAAAGGCCAAGGUGAAGAAGCAGCUCCUGAAGGAGGUGGUGGGAAAUCACAAAUGGCGUGUCAACAACAAGUACGACCGCUCCCGCACUCCUUUCCCUGUGGAGGAGAUCAUCCGGCGUGCUGAGCAAUGGGUUGACAGGGAGGUGCCAUAUGAUGUGCUUAACAGAAACUGUGAGCACUUUGUGACAGAGCUCCGAUACGGAGAAGGAGUCUCUGAGCAGGUCACAAAAGCUGUAAUUGGUGCUACAGCAGCUGUAGGAGGUAUCCUUCUUGCUGGUCUUGCCACCGUUGUUGUGAAGGGCUUGUUUGGGGACUCAUCCAAGAGAGAGAGGAAGUACUCCUGAUGUGCUGUCAGGAAGAGCUCAGACCAAGGCAGGGGCAUCUCCUGGCCACAGCAGUCACUGGGCAGCUUUUGCUGCACCUGCCAUCAAUGUUUCCUAGUAACUGUGCCACCCUUGCUGUAAAUAUUAAAUAAUAUAAGAAUAAAUAAUGGAUAUUUAAUUAAAUAAAAUGUCAGAAAUCCAAUCUUUAAUUUCCCAAAAAUCUUCUUUUAUCUAACUUUGCAUCCAAAUUCAACUUUUCAGCCUUGCUUUUCCCUGCUAUCUCAUUAAGAAAUAAAAAGUCAAGUUUGGCACCAUUUAAGGUGACCUCCAGCAACAUUA